Molecule: messenger RNA, 5533 nt
Organism: Phlebotomus argentipes
Lineage: Eukaryota; Metazoa; Arthropoda; Insecta; Diptera; Psychodidae
Gene: Ypel
Product: protein yippee-like
Exons: 6
Coding region: 848-1192 (114 amino acids)
Source: RefSeq, a predicted model, not a curated record
UGGGAUUCCAUACAUCUGCAUCAGGUGACGCGCAAUCGAAGUUCCAGCCUGGGAAGCCAUCAGCGAAUGUGUGUCCAUUGAAGUUCGUGGUGCAAUUUUCACUCUUGUGCCAGGUUCCCACUGGCGAGUGCGCCUAGGUGACGACCUGGGGAGCCUAGAGUGUUAAACGUUGCCAGUGGAAUUGUAGGAGAGACUUUCCUGGGGGGAUUUUCCGUGUGCGAGUGUGUUGGACUCUCUGUUUUGGGCCACGAAGUCUCCCAACAUUGACGUCAAAUCCAGUUUGUGUGUGGCUCAAUCUUGUCCAGAGGCAGACACAGAGAGAGAGACGUUUUGUGCCAGAGACACCCUGCAAUUCUAUCAGUGUGUUGGCCAGCAAUUGCUCAAGCCACGACAAAUAUUCCUCAGCAUUUCACCAGUUGAUUUCAAGACUUUUCAACUCUCGUCAAUGAAGAUUUCACGGCUGUGACACACGCCUUCGGCCGGCAGCAGCGGCAUCACACAUCGUUGGGAGUCUCAUUUGAAUUGCUGAGGAGGGAAAUUACCACUGUCCGAAGGGUGCUAAAGCUGUGGGAGUUCUUCAAUCACUUGUCAUUGCUGGACAAUUUCUUCUUUUUGGGAAGAGGAAUAUUUAGUUUUUCGGACUGGACAUCGAUAGGGAAAGUCAAUUUCACCCUUAUUUGCAUGAGAAGGCGUGCGCACUUCUUAUUGUCUACUAAACUAUUUGUCCUUCCCAAAAUUUUGAUACCAAUCAACCGACGUGCGGGGAAAGGAGGCGGCGGCGUCCACAAACGGCGGACACGCAAACGGUGGGACCACAAAUUCAACAAAUAGCGCCAACGGUGGCACAAUGGUGAAGACGUUCCAAGCAUAUCUACCACCGACAAACAGAACUUACUCCUGCGUCCACUGCCGGGCCCAUUUAGCUAGUCACGAUGAGCUGAUAUCGAAGUCGUUCCAAGGGAGUCAAGGACGAGCCUAUUUAUUCAAUUCCGUAGUUAAUGUCGCCUGUGGCCAGGCAGAGGAGAGAGUAUUACUGACGGGACUCCAUGCAGUGGCUGACAUCUACUGUGAGUGCUGCAAAACGCCCCUCGGAUGGAAAUACGAGCAUGCAUUCGAGUCGAGUCAGAAGUACAAGGAGGGCAAGUAUAUAAUCGAAUUGGCACACAUGAUUAAGGAGAAUGGCUGGGAUUGAUCGACGAGUGGCCGCUUCGUGGCUGAAUCCAAUCAACCCACGCAAAUUUAUCCGAUGCAGUGAGAGUGAGUGCGUGUGAUUUGCAGAAGAAGCGCCCUCUUUUCGCGGCGGCAGGGGGAGAAGGACGCAGUCUUUGGAGAUGGGGAUUGUUGCUUCAGACACAUACACACACACACACACACUUUGACGUCCUGAUGAACUGUCUGCGAGACAGCCUCUUUUCCCAUUUGGAACAGCACACACACAUCAUUGCUCUUCUGUGUUCAAAAUGGAUAUUGAUGGAAAUGUUCAUUACAUUUGGCAUGCCAUAGAAUCUCUCCACGGACUGUGUGAUGUGCAAACGAUGCUGGAAGACUUUGGAGGGCAGAUUCUCUGGCAUUCCGCGCGAUGGUGGUUAUUCUAUUUAAGAAAAGGAUAAAGAGAGAUUGUGGAAGAAGGGGACCUUGUAAGCAAGAGAGAUGUUUAUGAUGUUUUUUUUUUUUAAAGAAAUCUGACAAGCGCGACUUUUCAGUUGACUUCUCUGGUAUUGACAAUAUUAUAAUUGAUGAGAUGAUGGAAAAAAGGGAGGAGAUAAAAUGUAUCCGUAAUAAGUUUGACUCUGUUCUUCAAAAUUCCAUUCAAUUUUCAACUCUCUGUGGAAACAAUCCAGGAAAAUUGCGAAUGGCAAGAACGCCGAAUGGUGAGAUGAUGAAAUUAUUCAUUAUAUAAACUUCAAACACUUUGUAUAGACUGAUAAAUAAAUGAAAUUUCUGGAAAUGGCGAAAUUUUUUCCGGAAAUUGCAUCGUUUUAGUUUAAAUUUUUGCUCUAUCUUUUACAUCAAGCGUUUCAAAAGUAUAAUGUAAAUGUAAAAAGGUAAAAAAAAUUGGAUAAAUGAAACACUAUAAUAUUAGGUGGCAAAAUAGACGGAAAAGUGUUGCGAAUUAUUAGUAAGAGAAUGAAGAAUGUGAAUUUAGACACGAUUUGCAAUUCUCUUCUAUAUUGAGUUUAAAGUUCUGUUUUUCCUCAGUAAAAAGUGCUCAAAGAAAUCUAUCAGCUUUAAGUUGUGAAAAAUGUUCAUGAAUAAGGAAUGACACAGGAUUGGAAUUCAGGAGGAAUAAAAUCACUGGCAGUAAGAAUUCUUGUUCCGCCGUUUCGCUGUCAUUUCCCCGUUUUUUUGGUCAACUUUUGCAAAUGUCUUUUCUGCGCUUAUUUUUCUACCAUAAUAACCUCAAUGUUAAAUUUUAUUCUUCAAACUUGUGUCGAGAGAAUGAAAUUUAAUGAAGAAAAAAAAAUCAUGAACUAAUGUAUAAAAAAUAUUACAUACAAAAUUUGAAGAAAUAAAAGCUUUUUCAAGAGUAAGAACAAAUGAGAAUAAUGCAUUAAAGAAAACAAGAUUCAACAACGACUUUUGUUGUCAUGAAUAUUUAUGACUUUUUUCUUUAUCAUGUCAAAAUAUCAAUAAAUUCUUGGAAAGAGAAAGAUGGAAGGACAACAACAACAGAUACAAAUAUUUUUAGAUGAAGAAAAGAAGAUUAAAUAUAUUAUAUACAUUAAUCUAUGAAAACUGCCAAAUAAAGUCGCUCUUAAUAAAUGGAUAAAUAAACAACAAGAAGAAAAAUAUGCAAAUAAACAGCAAAAACCACUACCAACACUCUUAAGAUGGGAAGAGAAUUAUAUUAAGCAUGGAAAUAGAAUAGUGAAUAUUAUCUCGUUAUGCAGAUAAAACAGCAAACCUUAAAGGACACAAGAGCAAAUUUUAAAUGUUAGCAAAACAUCAGAAAAUUCCCUUUGCGAAGAAUAUAUAUAUCACUUUUCUUAAAUUAAAAAUGAGAAGGAAAAUAGAGGAAAUUGCUGAAUAUUGUAGUGUUAUCUCGACAGGCUAUGCGUAUUAACUUUAAGAAAGUGCGAAAGAGAGACUUUGCACCCUAUUUCUUAUUCAGCCUAUAUAGUUGUAUUCUUGAGAGUAAAGCAGAAAAGCUAUUUUAUAUUUCUUAUUGUGAAUAACUUGAAUUUCUCUGUGGGAUGAUAAAGAAGUUAGAAUUUAUGUGAUAAUGAAUGUUAGGACGCAAGAAAGAGGAAAGAUUAUUAAGAAUUGAUGCUGGGAAAGUAACUGACAAUGGUGGAAUUAUUACGUGAAUUUCAAUGAACAAGAAAUCAAUGCAAUUUUUAAGUUUUUUUUUUUAAACUUGUGUUUAUUUUAUAACGCAAAUUUUUCUUGAAGAUAUGAAAAUUGAAAAAUUUUUGGUAAAAGAUUUUUUUUUUUUUUGUAUUCUGACUUUACCCUUAAUUGGAGUCCUUUUUUCACCACCCGAAAAAAAGUUUCAAAAGAACAUUAAAUAUUAGAAAAAAAACUUAUUAACAAUAUAAUCACUAUGAUUAACGAUAUAAUGAAAAUAUAAUGAGAAAUACAUUUUAUGAACACUGAAUGUAUAACUGUGCAAUUGUGAUAUGAGAAACUUCUUUCAAAACGUGAAAAAAAUAAACAUUUUAGUGGAGAAAGAGUGUGAAAAAGGGAUGAAUCUAUAAAUGGUAGUACAGAAAAAGAGAGAGAUUAUAUGAAGAAAAAGAAACGGAUAAAGAAAUACUAUGGAAAAUUUGAAAAUUUCUUUUUGAAUGGUGAGACCAAACCUAUUGAGGAAACGUGUGAUAUACAUAAAAUUAAACUCGUGAAAAAAAAGAGGUGAAGAGUUAUGAGAAAAUCUGAGAAUAAAUGUGGAACUUUUUAUGAUUAAAAUAACAUUUUAUAGUGCAUAAUUGAUGUUUGUUUUCAUGUUUUAUUGAAACACACAAACUAUUUUUACGAUUUAAUUAGAAUUAUAAUGAAUAUAUUUUUUUUUUCUAUUAAAUUACUUACUGAGCUGAAAAUUAUCUUUUCCUUUUAUUUUUUUCUGGUUUUAUUCUUGCUAAAAUGGUUUUAUAAGUGAAUUUUUCUCUCUUUAUUGCCUUUUUUUUAUCGGAACCCAUUGGAAAUUAUAUAUCGUCGUUUUUUACUUGUGAGUACUUAAACAUAUUUUAUCAUAUUUACAGUGUAAUAUUGCAUUAUGGGUAAAAAGUGGUAUGAAAAAUUGAUGUUGACUCAAACACCAACUUUCUGACCAAAUGUUCAGACAUCGAAAUUGGUCCACAUGAAUUUUUGCAGUCAUGCUUGUAAAUUAUUAUGAUAAAGAGUUUGAAUUUUGAGGCCUUUUUGACAUUUUAGCCAAGAAAAUUGUGCAGGUAAAUCAUAAAUUUACUGCGCGUUUGUCUGAUUUACAGCAUUUUUUCCCUUCAUUUUGCCCAAGCGGGGAAAAAAAUCGUCAACAUCAAUUUGUGCAAAAUAGCUAUGGAAAAUAAUUACCACACGAAGAGCGAAAUGCUACUGUAAAAGAAAGAAAGAAAUAGUCAUAUAAAAAAAAUUUUUUGAUGAAAAAUGUCUUUGAUGAUAUAAAUAUGCAGCUAAAAUAUAUUUGUGCAUUUUGCCAUUUGAAGAAAUACAUAUAAACAUGGUGUAAUGAUUAAGAGUAUUCCUAAAUGGUAACAGAGUAAUCUCAAAUUGUAGGAUCGACACGAUUUUAGAAACUAAAUGGAUAAACAUGUCAUAGAAACUCUGUGGUUCGGAUUGCAUUGUAACAUUAGCCUAAGACCGUCUCGCAAGUAAAUGGUGGCUUUUAUCAUAUGUGGUUCACGUUUUGAAGAUGAUUUUUGAUUUGCAUUUUUGACCAUUUUUUACAUUCUAUGCAUUUACGAUAAUUUUAGCCUGUGGUUAAAUUAACAAUUUAAGCUUUCACAUCAUAUAUAAUAAAAAACAAUUUCGAUUCUCAUUGUAAAAGUCACAUUGUGACAGAGAGAAAUUUUGCUGACAUCAUUUUUCAGUGGUUUGAAGGUAAAGGUGAGAAUUAGAAUUGAAAACAAUACAAGAAAUAUGCAACAAAACAGAUAAAAAAAAUAAUUUUAAAAAAUAUAUAAGCUCUAGAAAGAAAAAAAUAUGCUGAUAAUAUAUUUUGGAUAACGGAAUGAAAAAAAAAUUAUCAUAUUAAAAAAGAAUGGAGAGAAGAAAAUACAGAAAACAUAUUUUUUCACAAAAGGAUUUUUUCCAAAUACACAAGGUGUGUAAACGUUUAAAGAAGUGGAAAAAAAGAAACACUGGAACAGAAAUCGUGACGGAAUUUUGCCUCUAAAUAGAAAACACAGAAUACAGAAGAAGAAGAAAAAAUGUAUAUUUUGAUAUAAACAAUACACCAAAAAAAGCAACGGACAAAGCAAAUAGCAACAAAAGGAAAAAAAUUAAAUGAUGUCAGUUUCUCUGAUCUUUAAGAAGAAAGAAAAUUAUUUGUAGUGUUAAAUAAAGAGAGUCACCCGAAACCAAUUUGCAAAGUAUAAAA